Molecule: messenger RNA, 723 nt
Organism: Wickerhamiella sorbophila
Lineage: Eukaryota; Fungi; Ascomycota; Dipodascomycetes; Dipodascales; Trichomonascaceae
Exons: 1
Coding region: 1-723 (240 amino acids)
Source: RefSeq, a predicted model, not a curated record
AUGCCUAUCGAACUGUUUUUAAGUCCUAUCAUGAAGCCGAUUGUUCAGGCACAAUCUGCUUUGAUGGGCGUCCAUCGAAGUAACAGUAACUACACACCGACUAUCAAAAAUCUUCUCGACAACACGCAUUCUUACAUUGUCCGGAAAGAAUUUGGCACAGGGUCGAAAACAUUUAGUGUUUUCGAUAAUUCAGACCCCAAUGCCCCCCAUUCUUAUGAAGACAGGCUCUAUAAUAUGAAUCGCUCCCGUGCCGUCAAAGGUGCCUACAAAAUGUACAUGCGUGGGGACGACAAGCCAAUUGGAGCUUUGCGCGCGGGACUACGAAGCAAUGUUUUACUUUUAAAGACAGCAUCUGGAGAUGAGCUGGAAUUAGGCUGGCACGUAAUGGAGCACAAGGUCGAUGCAAUAGAUAACUACCGCACUUUCCAGCUAAGCGAUGGUUACAGCUACCAGUGGACCACAAAAGGCCAAUAUUUAGAGCGCGUCCUCAAUGCAGGCCAACGCGAUGCUGAAGUUCGAGAAAGAGUUGGCCAGGUACGUCUUCAUCCCAAUCGCCGCGGAUUCGACCUGGCCAUUAAUGAGUCCGAAGUUCACAGCCUCGAGAUGGUGGUCGCCACCGCUCUGGCCUGUUACAUAGAGUCAUGGAACACUGAGCGGGCUUACGGUGGAAUCUAUGAUGCCAAACAAACCGUACCUGGAGUUUGGUGGCAGCGACAAACCUAA